Molecule: messenger RNA, 1623 nt
Organism: Callorhinchus milii (elephant shark)
Lineage: Eukaryota; Metazoa; Chordata; Chondrichthyes; Chimaeriformes; Callorhinchidae
Product: leucine-rich repeat protein SHOC-2-like
Exons: 10
Coding region: 1-1623 (540 amino acids)
Molecular function (GO): protein binding
Source: RefSeq, a predicted model, not a curated record
AUGAGUGCCAGCAACAGCUCUUUGAAGAAAGAACCCAAAAAGGACUCGGGUGGUGGACAAGGGCAGGUGGCGUUUGUUGUAGACAAUACUAUCAAACGUCCCAACUCGCAAAUCCCACGGAAGAAGUCUUCCAACAUGGAAGUGGUGAAGGAACUUAACAAGUGCAAGGAGCAGAAUGCGACCCGACUGGACUUGGCAAAGCGUUCCAUCGCAAGUUUGCCUCCAAACAUAAAGGAGCUGACACAGCUGACAGAGCUGUACCUUUAUGGAAACCGUCUUCCUUGCCUACCGACAGAGAUUGGCUGUUUGGUGAACCUGGUGACUCUUGCGCUCAAUGAAAACUCACUGACCGGCCUCCCUGACACGCUGACAGGCCUCACCAGCCUGCGCAUGUUGGAUUUGCGCCACAACAAACUGAGAUCUAUUCCACCUGUGGUCUACCGUCUUACUUCGCUCACUGUGCUGUACCUGCGCUUCAAUCGCAUCACUCAGGUGGAAAAGGACAUUGGAAACUUAAGUAAACUCACCAUGCUGAGUGUUCGAGAAAAUAAGAUCAAGCUGCUCCCAGCUGAGAUAGGAGAGCUGAGGAGUUUAUUGACACUAGAUGUGGCACACAAUCAACUGGAGCACUUGCCAGAGGAGAUUGGGAACUGUGUACAAGUCACCAACCUUGACCUUCAACACAAUGAGCUCCUUGACCUUCCUGACAGUAUAGGUAACUUGGCAAGCCUGAACAGACUCGGUCUGCGAUACAACCGACUCUCUGCAGUGCCCACGACCCUGGCCAACUGCACCGAGUUGGAAGACUUAAACUUGGAAAACAAUAACAUCUCCACUUUACCAGAGGGUCUUCUUUCAAGCCUGGUGAACCUCAGCAGUUUGACCCUAGCCAGAAACUGCUUCCAGGCCUAUCCCGUGGGUGGGCCCUCCCAGUUCACGACGGUCUAUUCCCUCAACAUGGAGCACAACCACAUCGGCAAAAUUCCCUUCGGCAUCUUCUCCCGUGCAAAAGCCCUCAGUAAACUGAACAUGAAGGAUAAUCAGCUGACCUCCUUGCCUCUGGACAUUGGCACCUGGAAGAGCAUGGUGGAACUGAACUUGGCCACAAAUCAGCUCACCAAAAUUCCAGAUGACAUCUCAGAGCUGACAUCUCUAGAGAUACUGGUGCUGUCUAACAACCUUUUGCGGAAACUGCCUCAUGGUUUGGGCAAUCUGCGAAAGCUGAGGGAAUUAGACCUCGAAGAGAACAAGUUGGAGUCUCUGCCGAAUGAAAUCGCUUACCUCAAGGACUUGCAGAAAUUAGUUCUGACAAACAACCAGCUGACUUCUCUGCCAAGAGGAAUCGGUCACCUCUGCAGCCUAACACACCUCAUGGUUGGGGAAAACCAGCUCACCCAUGUCCCAGAAGAAAUAGGAACGCUGGAGAACCUGGAGGAGCUGUACCUGAAUGACAACCCCAACCUGCACAACUUACCCUUUGAGUUGGCCCUUUGUUCAAAGCUGCUCAUAAUGAGUAUUGAGAACUGCCCUCUGAGUCAGCUGCCUGGCCCCAUUGUGAGCAGUGGACCUUCCUUCAUAAUACAAUAUCUGAAGAUGCAGGGCCCUUACCGUGCUAUGGUCUGA